UUCACGAUUGUUUGACCCACUGUGGAACGGAAAUGCAAUUUAUGGUAAUAAAGCUUGGUGACCGGAAGUGGGCGUUGUGUUGCAGCUGGAACCGGAAGUAGGUUUGUCUGUAUGUGUGUGUCUCCUUGGACAGAAUGGGAACGGGUCAGAGAGGAAUACAACAUGCAUUUUAACUCAUUCAAACACAUAAUCACUGUUUAAUCCAUCUGUGAGGAAUAAAUGAAUGAAAAUGAAACGCGACGUCCGGAUUCUGUUACUAGGGGAACCCAAAGUGGGGAAGACGUCUCUCAUCAUGUCCUUGGUCGGAGAGGAGUUCCCCGAGGAGGUUCCUCUCCGGGCCGAGGAGAUCACCAUCCCUGCAGACGUCACACCUGAGAAAGUGCCGACGCACAUUGUGGACUACUCCGAGAGCGAGCAGUCAGAAGAAGUGCUGCGCAGCGAGAUAAUUAAGGCGAACGUGGUGUGUGUGGUGUAUGAUGUCACGCAAGAGGAAACCAUCGACAAGAUCCGGACGAAAUGGAUUCCGCUGGUGAACGGCGAAGCUGAAAAAGGCAGCAAGAUUCCCAUCAUCCUUGUGGGCAACAAGUCCGACCUGCGCUCCGGCAGCUCCAUGGAAACCAUCCUGCCAAUCAUGAACCAGUUCUCGGAGAUUGAGACGUGCGUCGAGUGCUCAGCGAAGAACCUGAAAAACAUCUCUGAGCUUUUCUACUACGCUCAGAAAGCUGUCCUGCACCCGACAGCACCACUCUACGAUCCUGAGGACAAACAGCUAAAGCCGCUGUGUGUUCGUGCCCUUAGUCGAAUCUUCACCAUAUCCGAUCAAGACAACGAUCGGAUCCUCAGCGACGCUGAACUCAACAGGUUUCAGAAAUCGUGUUUUGGGAACCCGUUAGCUCCUCAGGCUCUGGAGGACGUGAAAACGGUCGUGUGGAAGAACACCAGCAACGGCGUGCAGGACAACGGCCUGACUCUUAACGGUUUCCUGUUUCUGAACACGCUGUUCAUUCAGAGAGGACGUCACGAGACCACGUGGACCAUCCUGCGCAAGUUUGGCUACGACGACACGCUCGAGCUCACAGACGACUACCUCUAUCCGCCGCUGCGUGUACCUGUCGGUUGUACGACAGAGCUGAAUCAUCUCGGUUAUCAGUUCCUCCAGCGGCUCUUCGAGAAGUACGACGAGGAUGAGGACUCGGCUCUUUCGCCAGAGGAGCUGAAGAACCUGUUCGCUGUAUUUCCCUACAUGCCCUGGCCCGAGUCGGUGUACAGUAGCGUCCCUACUACGGAGGACAACUACAUCUCUCUGCGUGGCUACCUCUGCCAGUGGACGUUGUCCGCAUACCUGGGCGUCCACAGGUGUCUCGAGCAUUUAGGGUACCUUGGUUAUCCCAUCCUGAUGGAGCAGGACUCUCAGACGUCAGCCAUUACGGUAACCAGAGAGAAGGCGUUAGACCUGGAGAAGGGACAGACGCAGCGCUCAGUGUUCCUCUGCAAGGUGAUUGGACCACGUGGAACAGGAAAGACCGCCUUCCUGAAAGCCUUUCUUGGGCGGAGCCUCGUGGGUGACGAGCGCAACCCCGGUGCCUUCUCUCUCCACACGAUCAACACUGUCUCCAUUUCCAGCCAGGAGAAAUACCUCAUUCUGGAGGAAGUGGACGUUGAAGCGGAGUUCCUGAAAGCAGCGGAUGCCGCGUGUGAUGUCGCCUGUCUGAUGUAUGACGUCAGCGAUCCGGACUCUUUUAACUACUGCGCUAGUAUAUACAAGCAGCACUACAUGGCGAGUGGGGUGCCGUGUGUGGUGGUGGGAUCCAAAGCCGACCUGCCUGAAGUGAAGCAGCACCACGGAAUGAGUCCAUCCGAGUUCUGCUACAAACACAGACUCCCAACGCCACUGCACUUCACCGCGCUCAACACGCACAACAACACGCACAUCUACAGCAAGCUCGCCUGGGCCGCCAUGUAUCCGCACCUGAACGGUUCGGAUAUGAACAGCACGUCCUUUUGGCUGCGUGUGACACUCGGAGCUAUCUGCGCCAGCCUGCUGGGGUUCGCCUUCUACAGAGCCUUGAGCAGGCACAAAUAACACGAACACACACACACACACACACACACAAGGACGGUUUCUGUGCUGUUGGUCCAACAUGCGUGCAGUAACGGAAUUAACCGCUGCACUAACCACACAGAACUUUGACCUCUUUACCUUUGUGUGUUUCAAGCGUUUGGCCUGAGACAUUAUGCCAAAUCGAGUUGACACACACACACCUCUCAGCGUCAGUGUGUGUGAGAGGUGGCAAGACGGACAGUUUUGUUCGGCAUUUAUUUAUAGGAAGCAGGUCCUCAGUGUGGUGUUACAAUGAUAACUGGCAGUAAGGUCCAAAAAAAAAAAAAAGCAUUUCCAUAUCUUAUAUAAUUAUUUUUUUAAACUGGUUGAUGCAUUGCAGGGUUUUUUUUUUUUUUUCUUGUAAAUCAUCAAAUAUGCUGGAAUUCACACGCGUACACAAACUCCUCAGUGGUCCAACUGGUGUCCUCUUAGGAAAUUUUUAAUGCAGGAGCAUGAUGAUGAUGAUGAUGAUGUUCAAUAACUAUAUUUUGUAAUAAAUGUUUUUCCCUCCA
Neoarius graeffei (lesser salmon catfish) is the source of this 2613-nucleotide messenger RNA. It is a transcript of the gene rhot2, whose product is annotated as ras homolog family member T2. The transcript has 19 exons. Gene Ontology annotation, cellular component: mitochondrial outer membrane. Lineage: Eukaryota; Metazoa; Chordata; Actinopteri; Siluriformes; Ariidae. The record is from RefSeq and is a predicted model, not a curated record. The coding region runs from base 224 to 2083 and encodes 619 amino acids. Gene Ontology annotation, molecular function: GTPase activity; GTP binding; calcium ion binding. Gene Ontology annotation, biological process: small GTPase-mediated signal transduction; mitochondrion organization.